Molecule: messenger RNA, 4453 nt
Organism: Phycodurus eques (leafy seadragon)
Lineage: Eukaryota; Metazoa; Chordata; Actinopteri; Syngnathiformes; Syngnathidae
Gene: mtcl3a
Product: MTCL family member 3a
Exons: 8
Coding region: 29-3061 (1010 amino acids)
Source: RefSeq, a predicted model, not a curated record
GGCAAAGCUCGAAUUCCUCAAAGGACAAAUGUCGUCUGUUGGCCCUGAAUCCCAGCAGCAGCAACAUACGCGGCUAAAAAAGAAAUUUGAGGAUCUGAAAAAGCGGCAUGUGCAGGAUAAAGAGGACUGGAUGCGGGAGAAGGAGUCGCUGCUAAGAGAAGUGGCUGACAUCCAAGGAGGGGAGAACCGGAGGAUUUUGCUGGACCUGAAGACAGUGUUGGACGAAGUGCAGGCGGAGGUGAAGCGAGAGGAGGAGAAGAGGAGUGAUCUGCAGCUGCAGUACACCAGAGACAGAUGUGCCUGGGAGCUGGAGAGGGCGGAACUCAAGUGCCGGAUUGCACAGCUGGAAAACAAAGACAGUUCUAGACUAGAGAGCGGUGGUGUCCAGUGUGCCACAGGUUCUUACUCAGUGGCUCAGCAAGCCAGUCGUGAAGAGCACAACGAGACGUCAACGCUCCAUCAGGACAAGGAGGAACAGCGCAGACUUCUGGCAGACACGUACUCAACCACCAUGGAGCUGCACUGUCGUCUGGAGCACAACGAGAAGGAUUGGUUGAAGGAGAAAGCUGAGCUAUUAGAGAGAUUUGACAUGGAAAGGAGUGAAUGGGAGAGCCAACUGAAAGAUAUGCAAAGGAAAAUAGAAGAGUUGUACUGUGAGGUGAGGGCCAAGCGAGAGGGGACUGGCGGUAGGCGGAAUGAGGAAGAAAUGCAUCGGCUAAGUGUGCCUUCACUCAGCUCUGGUUCCAGUGUGCUCAGUGACAUGUCACAGACACACAGCAGCUGCAGUCAGCCAGAGCCCUUACUCCCCUUUGACCGCUACAUCAUCAGUGGUGGGGGGCGUGAGAGUCAUUCCCCCACCUGCUGUCAACCAGACAGACUCAGUGAAGUGAUUGCAGGUGGUCAGUUUACUCUGAAUGAAUGUGCACAUCCUGGAUUGAGGUCUAGAGACUCCGUCCUUGAUAGGAAAGAUGCUGCGAACACUUCUGAGCUUGAAACAAUUUUCCAUAAAUCUGUUGGAUGUGGACUGGCAACAAAACAUGUCUUAACAGUGAAUGAAAAACAUCAUCAUGGCAUUAAAGAAAGUCCACUGCUGGCAGAGCCGAGUAAUGCCAGUGAGAAGAAGAAAAGCACCUCUGCUCUGAAUGCUGCUCUGAAGGAGAUUGCUCGUGUCAGUGAGGAACUCUGUAGCUACCAAGAUGAGAUAAAAAAGAAGAGUGAGGAUAAAAGAAAUCGUUCUGAAUUGUUGUACCUCUCAGAGGAGAAGACCUCUGCAGACAUGGAUAAAACUGGACUGGAGUUGAAUGAGGCACCAAAUGACCUUAGUCAAAUCUACAAUCAACUGAAGGAAUUGGAGAAGGAAAACUGGAUCACCUUGUCACCAGAUUACACCUGGCGGCCCAACAGAGGGUCAGAAGAUUCCUGGGAAAGUAAUUCUAUUGACAGCUGCAAAGAUGUGCCGACAUGCCCUGUGGCAAUCUUUGAUAUGGAUACACCAGGCCCCCCUGUCCUUCCCCGCAGCUUCUCCCGGAAUCUGAGCUCCCCCUCCCAGACAGACACAGAACUCCACAUUCCCGAAUCCCCCAAGACAACAAUGACAAAAUGCAACAGUCCAUGUGUUACUGUAGACAAAAAGUGUGGCAGUCCUUCCAUUGUUAGAAAGUUUGAAGCUAUGUUGCAGGAAAAUGAAGGGAAGAUUUUCAUAGAUGGUGUGGUAGCAUCCUGUUCUGUUCCAAAAAGUUCAAACUGUAACAUGGGCUGCUCCCACAAUCGCUGGUCUUGUGAUGCAUCAAAGUUCACUAGCAGUAAGUUGUCCAGAGGUGGGACUGUCCAGAAGAGUUUCUCUGAAGCCAACAUAUUGACUUCAAGAAAAGACUGCUCACCUUACAGCCCUGGCAUUGGGAAUUUGCACAACCACCAAAUACAAAUGCCUCAAGUUCUUAAAGAAUUACCUGUAGAUUUGCUAUUGUCCUCCCUGGAAAUAUCACCAACCAGUCCCAACCUGCAGUGCUCCAGGAGAAACAUUUUGUUGGAAAAAAAAACUGCAGCAUUCAACAGAACUUUGUUUCAAGCAGAGAUGGGCCAUGGUGUAGAGGAGCAAGAAUGUGUUUUGGAAGCAGAUGGUUACUCUAUGGGUUUCCAACCAGCAAAGAUAGCAGAUUGUGCGCCAGAUGAGCUUUUACCUCCUAAGAAUUACCCUGAUGACACCACUGGUCUCAAGGAUGUGAAUACUGAAGUUGAAUUAUCCACUGCCACUUCACAUCUUCCCAUUCAAAACACAGAGGUCAAACUGAACCAAAGUAAUUCUGAAGUUCAAGAAGCCAGAAUGAAGAAUUGCACAUCUUCUGUCAAUGCAACUGAACAACCAAACGCUGCAGUCUGUGAGGCCAACACAGUAACUUCUCAGAGUCCUGGACUCUUUUCUGAUGUUGAACAAAAAGUUCAAACAGCAAGCAGCUCUUCCAGAAAAACACAAAAAAAAGCACCCACAAACACUACCCUUUCUGAGGUGGUUUUGUCUGCAAAUACCCAUCCAGGUCAGAAUGUGGAAUAUGUCCUCUUCAAGAGGGACAGUCCUUCAGAAGCAGUGAUUCAGCCAGCUAAAGUUGACGUUUCACUCCAGGAGCCUUCUGCUCAGAGCAAACAGAGACAAAUGACACUGCCAAAACUUGGGUCUGUGCCUCCCUCCCAGAUGGACUGCUCCAGACCUGCACCUCGAAUGUUGAAUGACCAUCCCUGGAAGCCCCUCACUCUAGCUGCAUACCCGCGCCCUGAGGGCUCACGGUCCAACUACGGAGCAUUAGAAAGAAUUCUGAAGCACUACGAGACUGCAGCUCGUUCACAACUACAGGAUGAGACCGUUUCGGGUCAAAACGUCAGCGUCCAGCAAGACAAUGCCAUUGGAUCGAACAUGCGAGACAUGAUCCCUCAUCCCGUAGCGCCUCCUCUGCGACAGCCAUCACUCAUACAGUCAAGCACCACAGUCAGCAGCCACAGUGCCAUGGGAGUGACACAGAUACAGCAGCAAGUGCAGGUUCAAGAAGACUACAGAUGGAAAACAUGACAUCAUUAUGAAGACGAUUCGUGCAUCUUCUCAACCCAGAACGUCUUUUCAAAGCCUGCGUGUCCAGCCAAUCGACGUCUGCCUUCCCGAUGGGCCAGCCGCUCCCACACUUUCUCCUCUUUCACCGCUACAUCUUCCUGUAAAACCCCUGUUUGACCACCAUCCUCAACCCCCACCAGAAACCCACUUCCUCCUUUACUGAUUGACAUACCUUUCACUUGGACACUGUCUUCUUUUGAUCUUUACCUUAUUGUCUGAGCAACAGGAGUCCUUCUGUGAUGAUACAAACUCUAGCUGUUAUCUUCACCACUGUUUUACGUAGUAAUUCUGAUCUCCUCUGUCACACACUUAUAGGUGCUUUGGUUGUGAGUCUGCUUUCGAUUGUAUCCACUGGAGCGAAGCUGACUAGAAGACUUUCCAAAAUAGCUUCAGUUGUGCAGUAACAUGCUCACACUGAUCCGCCAAGCAUUGCACAUGCUUCUGAGGUUGCUGAAAACCUAUGAUUUACUACACUCAGGUCUGUAUUCUAGCCUUGACUACAGAAGCCUUGCAGACAUUUUGUACUAAUCAUGCUUCACUAUUUACCUUCGCCCUGCAUACUGUAUUUACGACUGAAGGCGAUGCAAACUCAUUAUCAAAUGGAACUGUAUGGUGUUUUGUAUUAUAUUGAUUGGUUUUGGCAUAAAGAGAGAUGCAAUGGCACAAUCAUGUUAGAUUCAGAUAUACUGUAUCUUCAGCCUAACAUUGUCACGUUUCUGCUUUGAAUAGAAUUGCAUAUAUGUACUGUACCUUGCCUGUGACUUACAAUUUUGUUUUAUAUUCAGCACUGACUUUACAUCCAUCAUAUCUUGAAUACAGAUUUCUUUAUUCAUACAAUGUGAGUUCCCUUUUAUAUCUUUGUACCAAAGGCUGGUUUUGUUAUUAUCAUUUUCUGACUUUAGUUUGAAAGAUGAUGUUUCUCAUGGCAUUAUUCCAGUCAUCUUAAUUCUUAAGUUGUAUCUGAUGUUACUUAUAUGGAGUAUCAUUUACUCUGCAACAUAAAUAGUGCUGCUUACUGAACAAGAACGAGGACUUUUUGCUUCUUAUACUAAUGAAAGGUCACAUAUCGGACAUUACUUAGUUUAAUAUCUGGCAAAGUACUUGACCCCAUCACUAUUAAAGUGAUCCCUUUGCUGUUAAUCUUGUGUAAUAAAAUAAGGACGAAGGGAUGUUCAACCCUCUUAGUCCUUUUGUUACAUUUACUCAUAGUGUGUUUGUAACAUGACAGACCAGAGUACCUGAGUACCACCUACAGUUGUCAUAUUGUCACUAAUAUCAUUGUUUUGUUGUGCGUUUUUCAGAAUGUUACAUUUUUAAAAAAAAUGUCCAUUUUAGCUUAUCCACAGUUGUGAA